Messenger RNA from Talpa occidentalis (Iberian mole), 2862 nucleotides. RefSeq names its product potassium voltage-gated channel subfamily D member 3 (gene KCND3). Gene Ontology annotation, molecular function: A-type (transient outward) potassium channel activity; protein binding. NCBI's taxonomy places the organism in Eukaryota, Metazoa, Chordata, Mammalia, Eulipotyphla, Talpidae. Gene Ontology annotation, cellular component: membrane; voltage-gated potassium channel complex; neuronal cell body. The record is from RefSeq and is a predicted model, not a curated record. Bases 530 to 2623 code for a protein of 697 amino acids. Gene Ontology annotation, biological process: potassium ion export across plasma membrane; protein homooligomerization. The transcript is spliced from 13 exons.
UUUUGCCCUAGAGCCCUGUCCUGUCCUGGUCUCGGACCCUUCCUGUCUCAAUUUACACAUUUAAGGAGCUGGCUUGUCUGUCCUGUUGCUUUUACCACCAUCUGAGUCAUUGAAGGCAUCCUCAUGCUCCAACUGUGUGUUCAGCGAGAAUCCAUUGGAAACCCUGGUCCUCCUGAGGCCCAUCUCCCAGCAGGAAGCUGGAACUGGGAAAACAGCCCAAAACUCACCUGUCACCUACCUUCAAGCAUCUUCCAAUGAUCAGCAAGAUUCUACCUGGACCAUCAAAGUGAGUGGCAGCCUGCUUCUCAGCCAGAGACGGUCAGCCUCGUGGGAUGACAAGCCUCGUGGACCCACUAACCACUGCCACACAGCAGCUGUGCGGUGCUGCCCUGCUCACCACCGAUUUCACCCUGCCCUCAAGAUGACUGCUCCCGAUAGCCCACCCACAUAAGGGGGUUGUGCUAGGGAGCUGUGAAUUCUUCUGCCCAGAACAAGUGAGGAUCAAGACAUCUCCUGGGAGGACCACACUAUGGGAUUUGGCCCAGAUGUCAUCUCCUCCAGAGGCUCUUCCCACACCUCUCAGGGGUCGCUGAACCAACUCCAAGCUGCUGUGCCAAGCGUGCGCGCCGGGGCCGGCCCGAGAGCUGGAGUCACCAUGGCGGCCGGCGUCGCAGCCUGGCUGCCUUUUGCAAGGGCCGCGGCCAUCGGCUGGAUGCCGGUGGCCAACUGCCCCAUGCCCCUCGCCCCUGCCGACAAGAACAAGCGGCAGGAUGAGCUGAUCGUGCUCAACGUGAGCGGGCGGCGCUUCCAGACGUGGCGGACCACCCUGGAGCGCUACCCGGACACCCUGCUGGGCAGCACGGAGAAGGAGUUCUUCUUCAACGAGGACACCAAGGAGUACUUCUUCGACCGGGACCCCGAGGUGUUCCGCUGCGUCCUCAAUUUCUACCGCACGGGGAAGCUGCACUACCCGCGCUACGAGUGCAUCUCGGCCUACGACGACGAGCUGGCCUUCUAUGGCAUCCUGCCCGAGAUCAUCGGAGACUGCUGCUACGAGGAGUACAAGGACCGCAAGCGGGAGAACGCCGAGCGGCUCAUGGACGACAACGACUCUGAGAACAACCAGGAGUCCAUGCCCUCGCUCAGCUUUCGCCAGACCAUGUGGCGCGCCUUCGAGAACCCGCACACCAGCACGCUGGCCCUGGUCUUCUACUACGUGACUGGCUUCUUCAUCGCUGUCUCGGUCAUCACCAACGUGGUGGAGACGGUGCCAUGUGGCACGGUGCCCGGGAGCAAGGAGCUGCCAUGCGGGGAGCGCUACUCCGUGGCCUUCUUUUGUCUGGACACCGCGUGCGUCAUGAUCUUCACCGUGGAGUACCUGCUGCGCCUCUUUGCAGCGCCCAGCCGCUACCGCUUCAUCCGUAGCGUGAUGAGCAUCAUCGACGUGGUGGCCAUCAUGCCCUAUUACAUCGGGCUGGUCAUGACCAACAACGAGGACGUGUCGGGCGCCUUCGUCACGCUGCGCGUGUUCCGCGUCUUCAGGAUCUUCAAGUUUUCCCGCCACUCGCAGGGCUUGCGGAUCCUGGGCUACACGCUCAAGAGCUGUGCCUCUGAGCUCGGCUUCCUCCUCUUCUCGCUCACCAUGGCCAUCAUCAUCUUUGCCACUGUGAUGUUUUAUGCCGAGAAGGGCUCCUCCGCCAGCAAGUUCACGAGCAUCCCUGCGUCCUUUUGGUACACCAUCGUCACCAUGACCACGCUGGGCUAUGGAGACAUGGUGCCCAAGACCAUCGCCGGGAAGAUCUUCGGCUCCAUCUGCUCCCUGAGCGGCGUCCUGGUCAUCGCCCUCCCGGUCCCUGUGAUCGUUUCCAACUUCAGCCGCAUUUACCACCAGAAUCAGAGAGCUGACAAGCGGCGGGCACAGAAGAAGGCCCGCCUCGCCCGGAUCCGUGUGGCCAAGACCGGCAGCUCCAACGCCUACCUGCACAGCAAGCGCAACGGACUCCUCAACGAGGCGCUGGAGCUGAUGGGUACCCCGGAAGAGGAGCAGAUGGGCAAGACCACCUCACUCAUCGAGAGCCAGCACCAUCACCUGCUGCACUGCCUGGAAAAAACCACUGGGUUGUCCUAUCUUGUGGAUGAUCCCCUGUUAUCUGUACGAACCUCCACCAUCAAGAACCACGAGUUUAUUGACGAGCAGAUGUUUGAGCAGAACUGCAUGGAGAGCUCAAUGCAGAACUACCCGUCCACCAGGAGUCCGUCCCUGUCCAGCCACCCAGGCCUCACCACCACCUGCUGCUCCCGUCGCAGUAAGAAAACCACACACCUGCCCAAGUCGAACCUGCCAGCCACCCGCCUGCGCAGCAUGCAAGAGCUCAGCACGAUCCACAUCCAGGGCAGCGAGCAGCCCUCCCUCACGACCAGUCGUUCCAGCCUUAAUCUGAAAGCAGACGACGGACUGAGACCAAACUGCAAAACAUCCCAGAUCACCACAGCCAUCAUCAGCAUCCCUACCCCCCCAGUGCUAACCCCAGAGGGGGAGAGCCGGCCACCCCCUGCCAGCCCAGGCCCCAAUACGAACAUUCCUUCCAUAGCCAGCAACGUGGUCAAGGUCUCUGCCUUGUAAAAGCACUGGACAGAGGGCCAGUGUGGGUAGUGGGCGUGAGGGGGGCUGGCAUGUUGGUGGGUGGCCAUUGGGACCACUCCCGCCCCCUUCCCCCACUAUUUCUGCCUGCCCCCAUUGCACCCCUAGCACUGAAACCUGUGCCUGGAAGGAAAAAGAGGCAGCAGAGGGCACCUGAGCUUCACUGCUGCGGGCGUGGACUGAGCCCUGUGAUACUGCAGCUCACUGGGCAGAGAAGGGAG